AUGUAUCUCACCAAGGCUCUCGGAAUCGUGGUGCUCCUGGGGUCGACAGCCCUCGCAGCCAUCGAGAAGCGCGGCACGGCAUGCACAGUCACGCCACUAUCGGCCAGUCCCAAGCCGAGGGUCGUGAGACGCGACGAAGGCUCGUCGGGCGGCGACCUGGAGCGGCGAUCGCCGGUAGGCGACCGCUAUCUUCCCGGACCCAACGGUAGCCCGGAGCACUAUCCACGGCCGGAGCCCGGCAGCAAGGAAGCGCUUGCGUACGCGCACCGGCCCGAGGCCCCGAGCGACGUGGCGCUCACGGACAUGAUCGCGCAGAAGCAGCAGCAGGACAAGCGCGACACCAGCGCAGCCGAGGCGGCGCUGGCGGCGGCGGCGGACGACACGCCGCAGAUCCUCGAGGCGUUCCGGCAGUGCGGCAAGGAAGGCAGCAUCGUGUUCGAGGAGGGCACGUACAACAUCCGGCAGGUGAUGAACACGACGGACCUGCGCAACUGCGAGAUCGACAUCUACGGCACGUUUGUGUGGAGCGCCGACAACCUCGACUACUGGAUCCGGCGGACGUUCCCGGUCACGUACGCGGGGCGGUCGACGGCCUGGCUGCUGGGCGGGACCAACGUGACGGUGCGGGGCCACGGGCGGGCGCUGUUCAACGGCAACGGGCAGGUGUGGAUCGACCGGAACCGCAGCGGGAGCAACAUGAACGGGCGGCCGAUCAGCCUGACGGUGUGGCGCGGGACCAACGUCGCCAUCGACGGCAUCACCUGGCGGCAGAGCCAGUUCUGGCACACCUUUGUGGCGCACAGCCGCAACGUGACCAUGACCAACCUCGACAUGAACACGACGAGCAGCAACUCCAACUCGGCCGUCAACACGGACGGGUUCGACUCUUGGAACUCGAGGGACAUCUUUAUCAAGAACUGGGUGGUGACGUGCGGCGACGACUGCAUCUCGAUCAAGGGCAACAGCACGAACGUCCACGUCCAGAACGUGACCUGCUACGAGUCCGGCUGCGCGUGCGUCGGCUCCAUCGGCUCCAACGCGGGCCAGCCCGACUACGUCGACGACAUCGUCUUCGAGGACAUAUCCUGCCACCACUCGUCCAACGCCGCCUGGAUCAAGACCUAUCCGGGCGCGGGCCACGUGCGCAACGUCACCUUCCGCAACGUCGCGUGCGACAACGUCAACCAGCCCAUCUACGUCACGCCCUGCACCUACUCGGGCAGCGGCUGCGACGGGUCGCGCCUGGCGAUCGAGGACGUCGGCUGGUACAACGUCACGGGCACGAGCCGCUACAACGUCGCGGCGGGCAUGCACUGCUCCGCCGCGGCGCCGUGCAGGAACUUCCGCUUCGAGGGCGUCGACAUCCGGCCGCUGGCGGGCGGCGGGCAGGCCAAGGUGCUGUGCUCCAACAUCCAGAACCAGGCGACGAUGGGGCUGGCCUGCACGGGGGCGUGUCCUGGGAACUGGCCGCAGCAGCUGAGCGGGAAUCGAUGA
Molecule: messenger RNA, 1494 nt
Organism: Thyridium curvatum
Lineage: Eukaryota; Fungi; Ascomycota; Sordariomycetes; Thyridiales; Thyridiaceae
Exons: 2
Coding region: 1-1494 (497 amino acids)
Biological process (GO): carbohydrate metabolic process
Molecular function (GO): polygalacturonase activity
Source: RefSeq, a predicted model, not a curated record